This is a messenger RNA of Folsomia candida, 1014 nucleotides long. Its product is annotated as hematopoietic prostaglandin D synthase. Gene Ontology annotation, molecular function: glutathione transferase activity. Gene Ontology annotation, biological process: glutathione metabolic process. NCBI's taxonomy places the organism in Eukaryota, Metazoa, Arthropoda, Collembola, Entomobryomorpha, Isotomidae. The coding region runs from base 71 to 700 and encodes 209 amino acids. The transcript is spliced from 3 exons. The record is from RefSeq and is a predicted model, not a curated record.
UCAGGACGAGAAGGUGAACGUGUUCGUGGAAUAUUUCGUCGCAAUUUCAUUCGAGAUAUUUUCCUAAAUUAUGGCCGACUACAAGUUGACGUACUACAACAUCCGUGGCUUGGCAGAACCGACGAGAUAUUUAUUCGCCAUGGCGGGAGUUCCAUAUGAAGACGUCCGGAUUCCGUACGACCCGGCAUCCUCGUUACCGAAGGAUAUCAAAGAUAAUACGCCCUGGGGACAGGUUCCGGUUCUUGAAUACAAAGGAGAACUACUAGCACAAGCUUCCGCGAUUGCGCGCUUUGUCGCGAAACGAUUCAACCUCGCAGGGCGGGAUGAAUUUGAAGCGGCGAAAUGCGACGAAUACGUCGAUGCAAUGAAGGAUUUUUGCAUUGAGGCCUUUCGCGCAAUCCGAUUGGAGCAAGAUUUAGCCAAAAAGGCUGCCAUAAAGGUCACCAUGAUGGCCACCGUGAUUCCCAAGUACCUUCAAAAGUUUGAAGAUAUUCUGUCCCGUUCCAAGAGCGGAUGGCUUGUUGGGGACGGAGUCACAUGGGCUGACGUCUACGUCUGCGUGUACAUCUCGCUCAACACGGAUUUCCACCAACUCCCACUGCUCGACGGGUAUCCCGCUCUGGGAAAAAUGUAUGCUACAUUGCACGCUAUUCCAGAGAUUAAGGAUUGGGUGGAGAAGCGCCCAAAGACAAACACUUAAUAAAAGCCAUAUGUUGAAAUGCAUACAAUCAUAAUAAAAGGCUUUCGAGAAUACUACAAAGGUUGGUUGCUAGAUAUGACAAAGCAUCUAUAUUAUAAUUUCGAAAAGUCCGUCCCGUGAAAUUUUCCGUGACAUCCCAGCACUCUGAUUGGUUGCCAGCUUUCUAGGUCCACCAAUCAGAGAACGGAUACGAAUUAUGAUUACUAUUAUGAUUAUGAGUAUGAUUACCAUUAUGAUUAUAAUUAUGAUUAUGAUUAUGAUUACCAUUAUGAUUAUAAUUAUGAUUAUGGAUAUGAUUAUGAAUAUGAUUAUGA